Peromyscus leucopus (white-footed mouse) is the source of this 1548-nucleotide messenger RNA. RefSeq names its product translation initiation factor IF-2-like. The record is from RefSeq and is a predicted model, not a curated record. Bases 1 to 1548 code for a protein of 515 amino acids. NCBI's taxonomy places the organism in Eukaryota, Metazoa, Chordata, Mammalia, Rodentia, Cricetidae. The transcript is spliced from 2 exons.
AUGAGGAGAACACUGAGGCUUCCCGCGCAGAGGGCUGCAAUAAAGUGUGGGACCCAGUCCCAGUCCCGCGCAGAGGGCUGGUCGUUCCCUUCCGCGCCCCAGGUGACAACGACCAAAGGCUGGGCCAGGGUGGCGGGCGAGGCUCUCACACCCGUGGGGGGGGGAUGGGAGGGGGGAGGGAAGGACCCGUUUUGCGCGCCUAAGGGAACCCAAAGAACCGGCCGGGGCUGGGAAGCCGGAAGCAGCCGGGGGUCCCCCGACCGAGGCCAGGGCCAGGCCCCAGCCCGCCCGAGGCCUCCCCGGCGCAACCUCCGCUCCCUCCCCUCCUCCCCUCGCCGGUCGGGGCGGGGCGCGAGCACAAAAGACUCCAACUUCCGAGCGGGCGCCCGCCCACCCCCAACUCCUGGCCCCGGCCCCGCUGGCCGAUCAGAAGCAAGCUGCGAACGCCGGGCGGCCAGGGGCGAGCGCAGGUGGCCCCGGGCAGGCGACCCCGGGGCGGCGGGCCUCGGAGGGGGGGGACAGCUCAGAGGGAGGGGGGCCGAGAGUUACGCCGGCUCCCAGGACUCCCCGAACGGCCCGAAAAAAGAGUUUCUAAAAAUAGGCAACGGCCCGCCGGAGGAGGGGAGGAAGGAAAAGGCACCGGGAACAGCCCGCCCGCACUCCCCCGGAGCGGCCCGCGGCCCCCACUCACCCGCGCUGAGCUCCGGAGGACGCCGCGCGGCGCGGAAGGCGACGGCGCGGCCGGCUCUCGGGAGGCCGGGAAGGAGGGAGGGAGGGAGAGAGGGAGGAAGCGGCCCCGGCCGCCGCGUGAGGAGCCGGCGGAGCACACGCGCGCGAGUCGCCACCGCUUCCGCCCCCUCGGCUCCCCUCGGCCCCGCGCCGCUCGCGCGCCCCGCCGCACUGACAGAGGCGCGGGCCCCGCAGCCACGAGUCCUUCUCCUGGCCGCCACCACUCGGCCGCGCGCGGGGAGGCCAGGGAAGGCGGGCCUCGGCACGCGCGGCCUGCCCGCCGCCUCGGCUCCGGCCCGGUUCUCAGCUGCGCCCUCCUGGACGGGCCGUGCCACCGGAGCCGCCCGAGCACUCGAGCCUCAGCGCCGCCCGGCCCGGGGCCCCGGCUCUCCGAACGCGUGGGCUCCCCGCACACCCCCGCGCCUGGCUUUGGAAGGGUCCCGAGCUUGGGGCGCCGAGAGGAGGAGGGCGGGCCCGGGGCGGGGCCUGACGGGAGGAGGGGCGGGGGUGGCUGGCGGGGGGUCCGAGGGCUGCCGGGCCGGACGACACCGGGGUGGGGAGGAGCGCGCCGAGGGCGGAGCCGAGCGCGGAGAGCGUGCCCGGAGGAGGAGCCUCGGGGGCCCCGGCGCCGGCCUACGGAAGCGGAGGCGCUGCCGAGAGCCGCCCGGGCGGGCGCCGCGAGCUUGCCGCGGGCCUGAAGGAGGCGGGCCUGGGAGUACAGCGAGCCGGCGGGAGGGGGGGUCUGGGCUGGACCCCCGAGCGGGAGCCGGAAGGAGGAGGAGGAUCCUCCCGGAGGAGGAGCGGCGGGGUGGUGCUUGA